Messenger RNA from Striga hermonthica, 1623 nucleotides. The record is from the annotation of a GenBank genome assembly. Lineage: Eukaryota; Viridiplantae; Streptophyta; Magnoliopsida; Lamiales; Orobanchaceae.
AUGGAUGCUACAAUGAGAGAUGGUGCCCGUGUUAAGCGUGCGAAAUCAUGUGCACGUAAAGUAAGCCAGCGUGAUAGUGAUGAUUUCGUUGAUGAUGUCCCGCACACGCGUAUGGCUGAAAUUACUAAUAAUCGCGAUGUUAAGGGCAAGAAAGUGAUUGCUGCUAGUACAGAUGAUAAUGAUGUCGAUGCUGGCAAUGGCACAGAUAGCGAUGACGACGAUAUGUUUCCAAGUUUGAAUACAAGGUCGUCAUCGAGUAUAUUUGUGAAGGUAUUAUCUAGUUUGACAGAUAUUCAGAAGCAGGCUGUUCAUGAGAUGGGGCUCGGAUCUCUCUUGGAUUUGGGUAUAACUUCAACUCCAUCGAAAAUGGGAUUUUGGUUAGUGGACAGAUUCAACCACAUGGACCGUAAGUUGCAGUUAUACGAAGGUGAAAAGGUGCACAAGAAAGAAGGAGACGUGCACGCGGCAUUAGGUCUGCCUCGCGGAGAGAUUGUAAUUAGAAACAAACAGAAGAGAGUCACGUCGGAGUUGUACUAUGAGUGGGUUGGGCUAUUCAAUGUCAGAAUACCGUCAAAUAUCACAGCGUCAAAGGUGGCAGAUAAGAUCCAGGAGUGUGUAGAUGGCGGUGAUUGGUUUAAACGUCACUUUAUUGUUCUCAUGGUGACAUGCCUCUUCGAAAGCUCUUCAAACGGAAUGGCAAAUUUCCGUUUGGUCCACAUGCUUGAUGACUUAACAAAAGUUUUCAAUAUAGAUUGGUGCUCGUACAUGAUUCGAUGCCUCGUUGACACAAAGAAGUCGUGGGAUGCUGUUGGCAGACAAAAGAAGUAUACAGGCCCUUUGUUAUUUCUGACGCCAUUUUACGUGGACAAGGUAGUGCUGUCGAUGAGAUCCGUUGCACGGUUAUUUCUGACUUUUCGGUCAUGGAGCAACGAACUAUUAAAGGCUAGAAAACGAGCAGAGAUUUCGUCUGGAGCUUUUGGUAGGGGGUUUGUCGACACAGAUGUGUCUACGGUUGUUGGCCACCACCAUCAGUGGUUGGAUAAAGUCGGUGUUUCGGCCAAUGACGGCGAGUCCAAAAACACGAUGGAGCAUAGCGUACAGCCUCGAUCUCAUCUCGCUCGGAAGCAACAACCGUCCUCCCCCACGAGCAGUAACCAGACCAUCUCCUCCGGCAAGAAUUUUCCCCUUCCAGCAGGCCGCACGACCAUCGUUCCUCCACCAUCAUCGACCCCGCGCCAUCACCAUCGAAGCAGCACCUUCGGCGAGCUUCAGCCCCUGCGCCGACCCUGCGAGCAGCAACGUCCUCAGCCGAGAGCCGUCCACGAGUCUGCAUCCAUUACGAAGAACCCCGCGAUCCCCACAUCGGGCGAGCCGCAGACUGUAAAUCUUUUCGGCAGCAACUGCUCGUCAUCGAAAGCCCAUUUCUGUCUGAUCGAGGACAGCAGCCACGAGCCGAAUAGGGUGUCGGGCAGCACCAAGAAAGCCGAGCCCUAUCCUAAGCAAAGCUGGGAGGAUCGAGCCCCUUUCUUUCUCUGUUUUCACGGUAAAUUGGCUGAGCCAUAUGACAUUCUUUUGGCCGAGUUUGAUGUGUUUUUAAUGCGCUUAGUUUCAGUUUGUUUUUAG